Catharus ustulatus (Swainson's thrush) is the source of this 1615-nucleotide messenger RNA. Its product is annotated as erythroblast NAD(P)(+)--arginine ADP-ribosyltransferase-like. The record is from RefSeq and is a predicted model, not a curated record. The transcript has 2 exons. Bases 6 to 830 code for a protein of 274 amino acids. NCBI's taxonomy places the organism in Eukaryota, Metazoa, Chordata, Aves, Passeriformes, Turdidae. Gene Ontology annotation, molecular function: NAD+-protein-arginine ADP-ribosyltransferase activity; NAD+ poly-ADP-ribosyltransferase activity.
CCUUCAUGGCCCUCCUGGCUCUCACCCUGGCACUGCUGGCAAUGACCGUGGCCACCACGGCCAAUGAGGUGAGCCCCCUGGACAUGGCCUCAGCCUCCUUCAAUGACCAGUACCAGAAGAGCAGCUGUGCCAUGGAGGGGGUAUUACCACCCCUGGACCACUCUGAGUUCCAGAACAAUUCUCUGUUCAGCAAGUACAGACCUUGGGCCGUGGGCAUGGGGCCGAUUCAGUGGUCCCCUGUGUCUCGUCUGUCAUCCUCAGACCAGGCCAUCGCCAUCAUGGCCGACCACAUAAUUCACCUGUACAAGGAGUUCAACAACAAAAUCGAAGUGACCGGGCACUCCCGUCAGGCAUACCAGGACAAAUUCAAAAUCCUGCUGAAUGACACCUUCACCAUGCUGAUGGCUGCAUGGAAGGAGCAGAAAUGUCGCUGUGUGAUCCGGAGGGUGUACAACUGUAAGUUCGAGGAAAAUGUUGACGACAUUGCCCGGGUUGGUCAAUUAACGUCAUCGAGGCUUUGCAAGAAUGUCAGCAAAGGAUUUGGGACCACGACGGUGUUCAAGGUGCAGAUGUGCCAGGACGUGUACAUCAUGGAAUUCUUUAAAAAUCCCUUUGUGAAGGAGGUGCUGAUCCCAUACUUUGAGAAGUUCAAGGUCACCAAAGUCAUCGGGGGUGGGGAGAACAAGCAGAUCCACCUUGAAUACAUCGGGGCCUACAGAAAAUACAACUGCGAGUGUGUGACAGGUGGGAGCGUCCCCAGGACACCUGGCCACCUCGGAAAACUCAUCCUGGCCACCGGACUCUUGGCAGUGGCCACUGGGAUCCUCUGAGCCAUGAAACCACCAAGGUCACCCAGACCACUGUAGUCACUGUGGCAAUCAUGGCCACCAUGGCCACCUGAGGGCGGCGGUAAAGAAGAGACGGGGUCUCCAUGCUGUGCUUGCGUUAGACCAUGAAGCCAUUUAUUGACACACAAAGCAGAGUUUAUACACUUUUACAGCUAUUGCUAAAAAUAGCGCACCAAUAACAUUCCUGUAACCAGGCUCUAUUGCUCACUCGUAACAAAAUAACAUUGCUCAAUCUCUGCCUUGCUUUAAGCUAACUAGCCAAUGGCCAAGGUUAUUUUCAGUACUCAAUGCGUGUGCCGUUCCAGUGGAUGGGAUCAUUGAGGCAAAUAUUCGAGUUCCAAGGUUCCAAGUUUCCCCAUUGUCGUCACAAUCUGGGCUAUCGGUACGGGCGCUGCGCUUGGCUCGCACUGAGCUGUGCAGAGCUGUUGGAUUAUGGUGUAAAGAGUGAACCAUGGUCAGUCGGCCCAAAUGUGCAAAGCCCUCUUUAGUCUUUCCUGGGAUCCCUUUCCAGGCUCUAUUUCCACGUAUUAAAAAGACGUUAUCUGUUGGAAUCAGUGACUUGGGGGUCUCUCUGAAUUUUUCAGAGAGAAAUCACAGUGCAGGGAUUGAAUUAAAGCCUUUGGAUGGAUUGAAGUGUGUUAAGCCACUCCCACAUAAAGUAGAGGUGUAAGUUGAAGUUUUAGGAUAAAUAAGGUAGUGAGUAAGUUUUAGAAUGAGCUUUAAGUGCUUUUAGUGAGUAGAAGGUCUCAGAUGCCAGAGUGGAAGUG